GCCCCACCCCGCUUCCUUCUACCUGUCUUUUACUGAGUACUGACGAGCUGUCGUAUAAUGAGAAAAAUACUGGAUAUUUACAGAAAUACUCUUGUUUUCAUUUAAAUUUGAAAAGCUGUGUAUAAACAAUGGAUAAAUGUGGAAUCUGCCUAAAUUCUGCAGACCAAUUAUUUGAAACUGGUAAGGAUGGGGUCUAUGCUUGUUUCAAAUGCCAACCCCUAGUCCCUGAAGUUACAAUUGGUGACAACAAUCAGGAAGAAACAGAGGAACAGUCUGCACUAAAAGAUGAGGACUUGCAGGAGUCGGAGUCUGGGCUGUACUGUGAGAUCUGCAACAAAUAUUUCAACAAGAGCAUGCAGUUGCAGAACCAUAUGCGCAAUCACCGUGCAGAGAGACGUUUUGUAUGCACCUACUGCAAUAAAGCGUUUUCUCAAUCAAACAACUUGCGGGCACAUCUCCGCAUUCACACCAAUGAGCGACCAUACAAAUGCCAAGAGUGUGGAAAAGCUUUUACACAGGUCACAAACUUGAAUAAUCAUGUACGUCUUCACACUGGUGAGCGGCCUUUUGCUUGUCCGGAGCCCGGUUGUGAUAAGGCCUAUGCGCAGGUGACGAAUCUAAAUCAACAUCGUAAAAGGCAUAUAAGCGGACGACCUAUGGAGCCCAAUUACGACUGCACUGUCUGCGGAGAACGCUUCUCUCAACGAAAUCAUAUGUACAUGCACAGGCGGGAGGCGCACUACAUCAAGAACACCGCGCGCAGCGUGCGGCACACGUGCAAGCUAUGCGCCGCCACGCUGCCCAGCGAGAAGCUGCUGCAGGACCACGUCGCGCAGCACUCCGUCAAAGAGAAAACCCAAGUCGAAGAGCAUAAGUGGGGCGUGUCGUGCGUGUUCUCGUCGUGCGGCGUGCGGCUGUCGUCGCCGCGCGAGCACACGGAGCACCUGCUGCGCGCGCACCAGCUGCGCGUGCUCGCCAACACGCGCCACGACGCGCACCUCCACCCGCCGAGGCGCGGCCGACCGCCCAAGAUUUUAAAAGACCCUCUGGACGUCUCAGCACACCAAGAAUAUGAAGAAGUAAAAAUAAUUAAAGAAGAGCCACAAUAUUUGCCCAAGCUAAAAGUGCAGAGUCUGUUUCAGUGAUAAAAGUUAUAUAAAGCAGACAUUCUAUGAUAGAAUAACAGUUUAAACAUAGUUUCCAUUAUUUCACAAAGUUUAGGAACUUAAUGAAGAACCACUAUAUUAUGUACUUAGAUGGAUAUCAAUAUGAUAUAUUUAGGUAUGUUUAAGAAUAUUCGAGAAUAUUUUAAUUAAUUAAUUUUAAGAUAAGUACUAUAAAUAUUGUAAGUGCAAUUUACUUUUAACUAUUCAUAAGUUGUAAAGAAAAUCUAAAAUAUAUACGUAGAUGAAAUAAGUAACAGGCAAUAAAAUAUAUAAUAUUGGUUAUUCGAAACUUAAAGGAUUAUAAAGUAGUCAGUUAUGUUUUGUUUUAUAAAAUGUAAACAAUACGAAAGCAUAGAAAUUCGAGUUAUUUUCUGCGGGUUUUCACGUAAAAACAAUUAAUAUACUUAGGUCCUACUUAAUUUUUGGGUAUUGGAGUAAAGUGUAAACUGAUAUAAUUAUUACCUAUGCCUAGAUGAAUAGUCAUUGAUCAGUCACCUCGUCCUAAGAGGUCAAAAUUAGAUGACUCUCAGGAAGUUGACACAGAAAGAAAGUGAUAAAGUUGAAAAAUAAAGUUUUUGAAGAAAGUGGACUCAUUCAUUGACCUGAUUAUGCAUAAUGGUUGGCAUAGUCCCAGAAAAUAGACCCUUUUUAAUGACAUUAUCUUCUCGUUUUAUCUAAUAUUACUUAAAUUAUGAAAGUUUUAUCAUCUGAACAUUUUAAUUAUUAUGCACAAUACCCACGUAAAAACAUAUUCACAGAAUAUAUCCCCUGUUGCGUGUAAGUAUAAAAGAAAAGUACAUAUUAUUAUAUUAUACAAAGUAAUGUUAUUAUGUAAAUAUGAAUAAAAAAAGUUAAUUUGUAUACCUAUAUUUCUUUUUUAUUAGAAUAUUUUUGUAUAUCUACUGAUUGGUAAUUCGAUAAUAUUCAUUUUUUAAUUACUUACCUAUACAAAGUAAAAAAAAAAACUCGUCGAAACAAAUGAUCAAUAUGCCUACUUAUAUUCAAUUUUCACUGUAUAUUUUAUUAAGUAGGUAUAUAAUAAUAGUAUGUUACAUAAUAUAUUAUAUUUUAAUUGAUUUGAGCUGGACUCCGAAACUAUCUGCAAUCCGUUUAAGAUUGGAAUAAUUUUAUCUAAAACUCUGACAGUAAGCUGUUGUGAUCUCAUGAAAUCACAAGAAAAUUGUUCUUAAUUUGAACCUUAAGGCUACUAUGAUAAGGUUUAGAAUUUAGUCGGCUUUAAAACCUGUGUGAUGGUCUCGAAAAAGUAUUAUUUAUGUAAAAGAUAGUUUCUAUGUUUAGUUUGAAACUACAAAUUUUAUGUUUGAAUAUCAUCAUACGUAUCAGUGUGUUGAUCGUAGUCUCCUCUGAUUGGAUCUCUCAAGAUUGUUGUAAUGUGAUAGUCCCAAUUUGGUGCUAGCCCUGAGAAUGUUGUGAUUAUCGCAAUGCUACAAUUUCAUUUGUUAUAAUAUUUUGACAAUGACAAGUCUAAAUUUAUUGCUAUCCCUUUUGGUAUUGCUAGACAAUGCAGUGUUCUGCUUUUGAGUUUCUAGAUCUAGGCCUAAGUUACCCUAUUUUUUUAUUUAAAUAGCUCGCGUUCAUUUCACGACCUUAAAUCUUAAAUCUUGUGACGAAAAGAUUUUUGGUUAUCAUUUUCAAAGUAACCUAAGUAACGUCUCAGUAACGCAUAAUUAAUUAGUUGGUAUAUCCAUAAAAAUACGCUAUUAUUCUGCAAUCUAGAAUGAAUUGUUUUUUAUUCUGUUUUCCGAGUGUACCUAUUACCUUCUACUCUCCCAAGUUUUUACCCCAAAUUACCCUAAAUCCCUGUCAACAUAAAAUACCCUAAGCCGUACCUAAAAGUAGUCGUUUCCCUAAAUCCCUAAAAGUGGAAACACUGUCACCAUGCUUCAGAAAAGGAUAGCACUGGAUGUAGGCCUGUCAGCUUAGUUUGGAGAUUGUGUAAAACGAACAAACCUUAAAGUCAGCCAGUCAGAAGUGGUUGCGAUGCACUACCUGUAACUAACAAAUUACGGCGGUAGGGCAGCUGGUCAAUGUCAUCGCCAUCGUAUAUCAUCAUCGUAAUAUGAUGAUAAUAAUUAAUCUAUGCUUAUAAUAAUAAAAUUGAUAUCAAUCAAUGAUCCAAUGAUAUUAUUUUAUCAAACUGGAGUGAAAAACUAACGACCUUUUUAUUAAUACGUAACCUCUCCGCCGCAGCUGCUGAGGUGUGCGAUCAACUUGUUAAUUUAUUUCUUUGAGUUUAAAAAUAUAACUCCUUUGCGAAAAAUGUCAUUUUCACUUGGU
This is a messenger RNA of Maniola jurtina (meadow brown), 3464 nucleotides long. RefSeq names its product zinc finger protein 568-like. Gene Ontology annotation, biological process: regulation of transcription by RNA polymerase II. Bases 129 to 1145 code for a protein of 338 amino acids. The transcript has 10 exons. The record is from RefSeq and is a predicted model, not a curated record. NCBI's taxonomy places the organism in Eukaryota, Metazoa, Arthropoda, Insecta, Lepidoptera, Nymphalidae. Gene Ontology annotation, molecular function: DNA-binding transcription factor activity; RNA polymerase II cis-regulatory region sequence-specific DNA binding.